Molecule: messenger RNA, 2931 nt
Organism: Penicillium taxi
Lineage: Eukaryota; Fungi; Ascomycota; Eurotiomycetes; Eurotiales; Aspergillaceae
Product: Arrestin-like N-terminal
Exons: 12
Coding region: 1-2931 (976 amino acids)
Biological process (GO): ubiquitin-dependent endocytosis
Cellular component (GO): plasma membrane; cytoplasm; cytosol
Molecular function (GO): ubiquitin protein ligase binding; hydrolase activity, acting on ester bonds; protein-macromolecule adaptor activity
Source: RefSeq, a predicted model, not a curated record
AUGAUGGGGCAUCCAAGGUCAGUCAGCAAGGCUUCGAGUAUUAUUUCUGCUCGUCGGCUCGUGAAACUUUCGACGCGUCAAGCAUUUCAUAGCUACCAUCCUAAUCUCAAGCCAAGCUUGGAGCCGCGCCUCGAAGACGACGGCCAUGUGAUUAUUGACGAUAAAUACUCCGUGCUCCGAGACAAGUAUGAUGCACCCAAAAAUCCUAUUGUUCUCGCCCACGGCCUCCUCGGGUUUGAUGAGUUACGCCUGGCAGGUCCCUACCUACCGGGAGUCCAGUAUUGGCGCGGGAUCAAAGAAGCUCUGUCAGCCCGAGGAGUCGAGGUCAUUACUGCUACAGUGCCACCGUCUUCAUCUAUUGAGGAGCGAGCGGAGCAAUUGGCCCAAGAGAUCGAAGCUGGCGCGCGAGGAAAAAGCGUGAACAUCAUUGCGCAUAGUAUGGGUGGCCUGGACUCUCGAUACAUGAUCAGUCGUCUCAAGCAUGAUAAGUUCAAAGUGUCGUCACUGACCACCAUUGCAACUCCACAUCGAGGUUCGGCAGUGGCAGACUAUGUGUUUGAACAGAUUGGACCCGAUCGUCUGCCCCAAAUAUACUACACGCUCAACAAGCUGAAUGUCCAAACGGGAGCUUUCGCUCAGCUCACCAGGAAAUACAUGACUGAAACCUUUAAUCCAAACACACCUGAUGCAGAAGAUGUUCGGUAUUUCUCAUACGGUGCCGUGGUAAAGCCUCAUAUCUGGUCUGUCUUCCGACUUUCUCACCAGAUCCUGACAGAGGCUGAGGGACCCAAUGAUGGACUUGUUAGCAUGGCCAGUAGUCGCUGGGGAGGACAAGACGGCUACAAGGGAACCCUGAUGGGUGUCAGUCACCUUGAUCUUAUUAAUUGGACCAAUCGGCUGAAAUGGAUCAUGGGUCGACAGAAAUUCAAUGCCAUUGCAUUUUAUCUGGACAUCGCAGACGUCAUUCCGCCCGAACCUAACUUACGCCUUCUUCCCCCCACAUCCGUCCUUUGCCCUCUCGUCGACCCCUUCAGCCCUACCGAGAAACAGUUUCGCAAACGAAAGAUUAAUACUGUCUAUAUCUCUACAUUGUUUCGAGGGUGGAUCAGGCCCCAGGCGCUUGCCGCCAUGUCCGCUUCAGCUACAAUCCUGCUGGAUAGCCAGCACACACACUAUACCAAUCUCGACUAUCUAUCGGGAAAAGUCGUUGUACAGCUCUUUUCCGAAACAGCUAUCGGUGGGAUUCAAGUCAAGCUGGAGGGCGAGAGUCGUACAAGGCUGUCGGGCCCUCGAAAUCCACAGAAUGGACACUCAGAGAAGAAGCGGACGGAAUUAGAGGUUCAUAAGAUCUUGUACAAGGUCGCGACCGUCUUUCCUACAGCGGCCGUAAUGCAGACUGGGGCGCCAGCAACAUCUUACACCUUCGCCCCGGGGAUUUAUGAAUAUCCUUUCCAAUUCAAGUUCCCUUUCAAUAAUUCCUGCAGCAGCCACAACAGCAUGCUCACCAAUCUCAAAUUGACUGGGCUCAAGGUCGAAAUAGCACGCGAUACCAAUCGCCAUGUCAAGAAAACCCUCCCUCCGUCCUUGAGUAACUUCCCUGAUGAAGCAGAUAUCAAUUAUUUCGUCAAAGCCACAAUCAUCAGACCACAGUUCUACAAAGAGAAUAUUCGAUCGUUUGUACCUAUAAAGUUCCUUCCCAUCGAACCUCCAAGAACCGGAAAUCCCAAUGAGGAAACUUUUGCCAGGCGACAGCAUCAAUUUUCGCAAGGAAAGAAUGGAUCAUUGAAGAAAAGUAUCUUCUCGCGCACAUCUCGCGAUGGCUACCCACAGGCCCCGCGCGUAUCGGUGGAUGCCCGACUCCCAAAUCCUUCUAUCCUCACAUGCAAUGAGCCCGUUCCGCUCCGUCUGAUUGCAAAGAAGAUGACCGAUACAUCAGACAUGAUGUUCCUGCAAAUGCUGCAGAUUGAACUUAUUGCAUCUACCAAGGUCAUUGCCCAUGAUCUGACCCGUGUAAGAACUGGUUCCACGGUUAUUUUGAGCCUCAGCAAUAUGAGUAUGCCUCUGGGUAAACCUGGAGAUCCUGUUGGUACCGAUUGGACGAUUGAUCCGAAUAUUUGGAACAAGAUACCUCUACCCAACUCGAUCGCACCGUCUUUUGAGACAUGUAAUAUUGAAAGAAGCUAUGAAUUGGAAAUUCGGGUGGGAAUGACCCAUGGUACAAAGCCUCAACUUAUCGUUCUUCCCUUGCGAAUGCCUGUCAAGGUAUAUUCUGGCAUCGCACCCCCGCAGGCUCUCUUAGAUGCGAUUGCAGCUGCAGGACAACCAUCGCGCACUACAUCAACACGUAACAAGCAAUCAACCCAUGACAGCCGGCCUCCUAUGCCGCCACGACCAGUUGGUGCACCAGUACCAGUAGACUCCAACGAUGGAUAUUGUGACGCGCCUCCAAGUUACGAGGACGCCAUGGCAGAAAACUUAAGCCCAGUCGAUGGACCACGUCGCGAGUAUCACCCACUUGACACCUCCUCACGAGGAGCAGCGGAAUCUGGAGCUGAUGCCAAAUCCUCAGCGAAAAAUGAAAGGGCUCGAGAUGAAGGACCUGCAGCAGAAGGCCCCUGGUCCACAGAGACAGAGAGCCGUACGCGUCGUUUUUCAUCCGAGUCAUUUGACAUGCUGCCCACCACUCCACCCGAAUCGAAUUCCGGAUCUCCUCCUAUGUCACCGGCUAGGCCGCGCAGUAUCACCAAGACUCAUCGGAACACUGUGGAAGAGGAAAGUCCCCCGCAGUACCAAUCUGUGGCGGGACCACAGACGGUUGGAAACCUGCAACAUCAGCCUUCGCAGAAUAAUUUGCGUCCCAUGAAUCUGGGAGUGCCUACUCGAAAGCCGGUACAAAGGACCCCCAGAUCUAGUUCAGGUCCCCAGAUCUAG